Aspergillus ochraceoroseus IBT 24754 is the source of this 546-nucleotide messenger RNA. RefSeq names its product pre-rRNA-processing TSR2 family protein. NCBI's taxonomy places the organism in Eukaryota, Fungi, Ascomycota, Eurotiomycetes, Eurotiales, Aspergillaceae. Gene Ontology annotation, cellular component: nucleus. The annotation marks the transcript as partial. The transcript has a single exon. The record is from RefSeq and is a predicted model, not a curated record. Gene Ontology annotation, biological process: maturation of SSU-rRNA from tricistronic rRNA transcript (SSU-rRNA, 5.8S rRNA, LSU-rRNA).
GCAGACCCCACAAGCGCAAGCAUCUCCUCCUCCUCCUCCUAUCUCGACCUAGGAAUCACCCUCGCAAUCAACAGCUGGCCCGCAAUGAACCUCGCCGUACAAUCCAACUGGGGCGGCCCAACCUCCUCAGACAAACGCGACUGGCUGUGCGGGGCGAUCUCGGAAAUGGUAAACGAGCGCCCGGAAACCGACGCAGAGGAUCUCGAGGACGUGCUGAUCCAAGUGAUGAACGACGAGUUCGAUGUGGUUGUGGAUGAUGAGAGCGCGGGCUCGGUUGCGGUGCAGAUCAUGGAGGUCCGCGAGUAUGUGGCUCGUGGGGAAUUCGGGCCGAUCCAGGAGAUGUGGGAGGCGUGGCAGAGGAAGAGCCAGAAGGGCGGUGAUACCGCCGUGGCUGGGUUUCGGAGGGUGGAGGCUAGAGAUGAGGAUCAGGAGACGGAUGAUGAUGACGAUGAGGAUGAUGAGGAGGAUGAUGUUGAUAUGGACGAGGCACCUCCGUUGGUUAGGGCUCCGAGGGAGAGGGCCGAGCCUGAGGUGGAUGAAGAUGGG